CCGCUUCUCCAGUUGGGCUCCCAAAACGUGUCUCGCUUAGAGUGCGGAGGGAGAGAGAGAGAAAUCGAGAGAGAUGAGCACCGAUGGCGGCGGAGGCGGGGAGACUCCGACGGUUCCACCCAACAUGACCAUCUACAUCAACAACCUCAACGAGAAGAUCAAGCUCGACGAACUCAAGAAGUCUCUGCAUGCUGUUUUCUCCCAGUUUGGGAAGAUAUUGGAGGUUCUUGCUUUUAAGACAUUGAAACACAAAGGGCAAGCGUGGGUAGUCUUUGAGGAUGUUUCAUCAGCAACUGAGGCACUUAAACGAAUGCAAGGAUUUCCUUUUUAUGAUAAGCCUAUGAGAAUUCAGUAUGCAAAGACGAAGUCAGACAUAAUUUCAAAGGCUGAUGGAACUUUUACCCCUCAAGAAAGACGGAAGAGGCAUGAUGAGAGAGCAGACAGAAAGAAGCGGGAGCAACACCAUGAUGCUAAUCAAGCUGGGACAGGGAUAAAUUCUGCUUAUUCUGGUGCCUAUGGAGCUGUACCACCGCUGGCUCAAAUGGCUUACGGUGGAGGGGCCAAGUCCAUGCUGCCGGAAACACCAGCCCUGCCCAAUAAUAUUCUGUUUGUUCAGAACCUCCCCCAUGAGACCACGCCAAUGAUGCUGCAGAUGCUGUUCUGUCAAUAUCCCGGAUUCAAGGAGGUGCGGAUGGUGGAAGCAAAGCCAGGGAUUGCUUUCGUGGAGUAUGGGGAUGAGAUGCAGUCUACGGUGGCUAUGCAAGGGCUUCAGGGCUUCAAGAUCACGCAGCAGAACCCCAUGCUCAUCACAUACGCUAAGAAGUAGCCUGCUUGUUUGGCAGAUUACUUUUUUCCCCGAUACCUUCUGAUCCUCGAUACCUUUUUUCCCCGUGAUGUUUUGCUCGCUCGCAGUUUGUGUCAACAAUGUUUCGAUUUUGUCUGUGCUUGAGAUGUGAUUUCUUAUUAGUUAUUCUUCUCAA
Musa acuminata subsp. malaccensis (wild Malaysian banana) is the source of this 980-nucleotide messenger RNA. RefSeq names its product U1 small nuclear ribonucleoprotein A. Gene Ontology annotation, cellular component: U1 snRNP. Gene Ontology annotation, biological process: mRNA splicing, via spliceosome. The record is from RefSeq and is a predicted model, not a curated record. Lineage: Eukaryota; Viridiplantae; Streptophyta; Magnoliopsida; Zingiberales; Musaceae. Gene Ontology annotation, molecular function: U1 snRNA binding.